UAAACGGUAUUCGAUCUAAAGAAACAUAAAAAUUAAACACAAGAAACGUUGAUUCGAUCAGAUAUAUAUUGAAAGAGAGAUUUUCGUGUUUUGCUAUUACAAGAGUUUUUUGGUCAUGUAGGAGCCAACCCCCUAAAAUGAGGCAUGCCCCUUAUUUAUAGUGCUGCCCCAUGGGCCUCAUACAACAUAAGAAAUAAUAAAAUAAAGAAAAAGUUCUGAGUUGGAUUAGGUAAACCGUACGGUCUGACACCCGUACGAUUGACAGUUGAACACAGCAGGACGUCAUUGACGCGUGGCAACUGCGCAACGGAUCUUCCGGACUACCGGCCACGAUCAAACGGACAUACGACCUCGAACAACCGGUCAUGGAAGAACCGGACCAAAUGACGCCCUUCCUUUGCUCCGGUCCAAACGCUUCCCCGGCUCGGAAUGGGACCUUCACGCACGUUUUGUCCCUUUCUUCCCUCGGCCUUUGGUCUCUCUGGUUCAGCAUAUAUCCGGUUUUUACCGUAUACACCUUUAACUUGAUGACGUUUUUCAAUUUAAAAAGCCAUGUAGCUUAAUAUGAUUGGCCGCAUAUAUUAUUUAAUUUAAAAAUAAAUUCACCUACUUUUAUAUCCAAACCCGUUAAGCCACCUGUUUCUUUUAACCUCAACUUCUGAUGUCAAUUCACUCUGUGCUAUCACCUCUCAAGAUACUAGGACAUGUUCUUGUAUCUGAUUCUGUUUCCAGUUUCAAGGAGAUUUAUAAGUACACUGGGGAUAAUUUAGGACCAGCUACGGAUGAACCAAUUACAAUUUCGCUGAUUAAUUGGGGGUGUCAACGGGAUCUUAAGAAGGUUUGAGAAAUUGGUCCCUUGGCACGUGAUUUUGUAGCGGAUAGUCAUACACCUAUACCUAUACACUUGCAUAAUUUAAGUGACUAGAGUGAUAGGCUUGUCGUGCUAUACACUAGAAAUGAUAAGCAGCAGGCUGAUUUUGAUGUUUCUGCUUUGGCAAAUGCAAGUGAUUUGAACAGUGACGAUGAGUUUGAAGAGGAGUUUGAUAGUGAAAAUGAUAAUAACAGUGAGAGUGAAGAGGAAGAUGAAGGUGGGACGAGGAAGAAGAGGAGUUUUGGCGGAAAAAAGAGUAAUCCGCUAAGUUUUCCAGGAAAUUAAAGAAACGGGUUGGUUCAAUGGGUUUGGGUUUAAAAGUGAGUGAGUUUAUUUUAAAAUUAAAUAAUAUAUGUGGCCAAUCAUAUUAAGUCAUGUGACUUUUUUAAAUUGAAAAAAGUCAUCAAGUUAAAGGGUGUUAGUUUGAGGGGUAUAAGAAGGGUAUUUGUGAGUCAUUUCUCAUACGUUAAGGGUAUUUUUGACCCUUUUCGGUAUUUUUUAUUAGCAACAUACUAGUAUCAGUUGCUCAUCCUUCACCAAAUUAGAUUAUCUAUAGAUUGUAAUUGUCACAAAUUGUUUUAGUAAUGGAUUUUAGUAGUUUAGCGAUAUAAUGAUUUUCGUCCAUCAUCAAAACCAGUUUUCUUUGAGUAAACAAAGACGCAUUCUUUGAGUAAGUCUGGGAAUACAUACUAGAGAGUAGAGAAGCAGUCUCCUCCUUUACAUUAAUGUCUAGAAAAGGACUAUUUUUCAGCAUGCCUUCUGAUGAGCGUCAAGUCUUCUAUCAACAUAAAUGUACAAUGCAUUCAUUUCAGGGUAAUAUUUAUUCACAUUUGAUGUUACACUAAACCAAUGUAAUUUACUAUGUAGGGUACUUUCUCCGUUUUAAUUUGUUUGUCUUACUCUUUUAUUAAUUUGUUUAAAAAAAAAUAUCUCUUUCCUCUUCUAACAACCUUUUAAUUUCAACUUACAUAUGACAUGUUUAAGAUUACAAAAUUAAAAGUCAUUUUCGUACAUUCUACAUAUCUUUAGUUUAAUACCAUUAGAUUUUAAAGUUUUUUUUAUUAUCUUAAAUUUCGUGUCAAGUCAAAAUCAAACAAACAAAUUAAAAUAGAGGGAGUAAUAUUUGUUCGCAUCAGGUGUUUACACUAAAUCAGUAAAAAUAUGCAUUAUCAUAUGUGUAAACGGGAUAAGUUUUUACCAUAAGCUAGGCUUGUUAAUUUGAAGGAAAAUGAAUAUAAUAUAAACAAAUAUUAGGUACGCGCCGAAAGUGGCACUUGUGCGACUUUGAUAUCUCCUCAAUUCAUUUGUUAGGUACUUUUCCUCCAACCACCCGAAAUAAGUAUUUCCAUCCCAACAUAGGCUUUUCUUUUGCUUUUUUUGCACUCAGGGAUAAAUGAAAAAUUAUCAUGAGAUACAAUUGAAUUUUUUCAAACUAGUUCAAUUCAAAGAUUUUUUCUGUUUUCCAUAUAUGUACAUGCAAUCAUAUUUUUAUCCAUUAACUUGUGAAUUGGUAGAUAAUUGCAUCAAUUGGACAAGGGAAUCUGUCAACAUCUCAAUGUUGUGUCCCAAUUUAUUACCAAACUCCAAUAAUUGCCUUGUUUGAACAUGUCACAACUUUGCUUUUCCUUUGAUAUAAUCAUACGUUGGCAUGCAAUUGAUCGAUGAUUUUGGUUUGCCAUGGUGACAUUUUGUUUCAAUUGUUAACAAGGAUCAAAGAACAUGAAUUAUUCAAAAGUCUAGAGCUUUUUUCUGAUUUUGGGAUAUUCAAUUUAGAGGCAGAAAAAUGUCCAUUCAUCAUCAGGGAAAUGCUGACAGCAACAAUGUUACAGGUUCUUGCCUCUACGAACUUUUGCAAAUGGAAUCAUCUUGUAGUGGUCUUCAACCAGAAAGACGACAGCGUUCUUCGAGUCCUCGACAUAGACUACAGAGGCUGUUGAGUGAAUCUGGCAAUAGAUCCUGUGCAGACUGUGGAUCUCCAGAUCCAAAAUGGGUAUCUUUAAGUCUUGGAGUUUUUAUAUGUAUCAAGUGCUCCGGAGUACAUCGAAGCCUUGGAGUGCACAUAUCGAAGGUUCUAUCAGUGAAGCUCGACGAGUGGACAGACGACCAGGUUGAUAGUAUGAUAGAGAUGGGUGGAAAUACUGCGGCAAACAUGAAGUACGAAGCUUCCAUUCCUGAUAAUUACAGGAAGCCCAGACCCGAGUCAUCAAUAGAAGAGCGUACUGACUUUAUCAGCCUUUCUUGUAGUUUGGCCAUCGAUAAGAGACAUUAUGAGAAGCAAUCCACUGGGCAUCGCAUCCAUGGCAUAGGCCAUGCAUUUCGGAAUAGCUGGAGAAGGAAAGAAUCUGAACACAGGACCACCAAGAAAAGUAACUCGAUGGCAGGUAUGGUUGAAUUUAUAGGAUUAAUAAAAGUCAAUGUGGUGAGAGGGACCAAUCUAGCUGUUCGUGAUGUGGUAACAAGUGAUCCUUAUGUAAUUCUCUCCUUGGGAAGCCAGUCAGUCAAGACGCGUGUCAUAAAGAACAAUCUUAACCCAGUUUGGAAUGAAAAGCUAAUGUUGUCAAUCCCAGAAAAUAUUCCUCCUUUAAAAGUGUUUGUGUAUGACAAGGAUACGUUUACAACGGACGACUUCAUGGGGGAAGCUGAGAUUGAUAUCCAGCCCCUUGUUACUGCUGCAAAAGCAUCUGAAAAUUCAACACUUAGUGAAUCAAUGCUGCUUGGGAAAUGGAAAGCAAGCAAAGACAACACUUUAGUUAAAGAUGGUCUAAUCAGUCUAAUAGAUGGUAAGGUGAAACAGGAGAUUAGUGUGAAGCUUCAGAAUGUUGAAAGAGGAGUACUUGAGAUUGAGCUUGAAUGUGUUCCUCUCACACAAUAGCAGGUGCAAGGAAAGCAAAGACUGAACGAAACUAACUUCAAGCAUAUAUAGCGGUGAUAUUUAACAUGGUUAAUGCUUGGCAGCUAUGUAUGAGGAUCCUCUAUCUGAGCCAAAGUGAAACUUUUGGUUGCAUUUGAGUUAGUCAAGUGCUUCAAACGUGGACGCAUAGAAGAAGGAAACACAAUAUGCAGGCAAAGUUAUAUGAACUUGGUUAUCAUUGCCAGAAUUUUUAGACUGGAUUAGUCGCAAAAAGUGAAUUAUGCUUGUUAGAUGACACUCGUUAUACGUGGCUGAAAUGGUGAAUGGUCGACCAAUUGAAGGGACAAGUGUAGACUAUGGUAGAAAGGCAAGGAAAACUGGAAUGACACCAUCAUUUAACUUUUGCUGUCAUAUUAGACUUUUGAUAUUGCUAGGGCAAGAUAAUUUCUUAAUGAACUGUAUGAUGCAGUAAGAAUGUUCUAACCAAAAAGGCCAUUUGUCUGGCUGUACUAAUGUUCAUUAUAUUACACUUUGUUAUUUUCUUUUUUUCAAAUUGAUGAUAAUACAAUAUUUCAGUAUUAGGACAAUAA
Lycium barbarum (goji berry) is the source of this 4312-nucleotide messenger RNA. RefSeq names its product probable ADP-ribosylation factor GTPase-activating protein AGD11. Gene Ontology annotation, molecular function: GTPase activator activity; phospholipid binding. The record is from RefSeq and is a predicted model, not a curated record. NCBI's taxonomy places the organism in Eukaryota, Viridiplantae, Streptophyta, Magnoliopsida, Solanales, Solanaceae. The coding region runs from base 2655 to 3743 and encodes 362 amino acids. The transcript has 9 exons.